Molecule: messenger RNA, 3627 nt
Organism: Drosophila grimshawi
Lineage: Eukaryota; Metazoa; Arthropoda; Insecta; Diptera; Drosophilidae
Gene: spd-2
Exons: 6
Coding region: 64-3555 (1163 amino acids)
Source: RefSeq, a predicted model, not a curated record
UUUUCUGAUUACUUGCAGCAAUUAUUGUUUUAUGUGUUAAUUGUUUUAUUUGGACUGUGCAAAAUGGAUAAAAGUGCUAAAAACCGUAACAGCAACAGCAGCCAGAAGGACCAAUAUUCGUUAGGCAUUCUGAGCAUGGAGAAUCUUAAAGUUUUUGGAGAUUUGUCUAGUGGUAGUAAUUCGAGCCGAGAAAAAUCAAAUGUCCAUGAACGACUUAAGGCGGGAAGAUUAAAGGCAUUGGAGACUCUGGAGAAACCACGACCACGUUCCAGUCAUGUGAUGACAUCGCUAGAGAGGGGCUGCGACAAGCCCAGAUCCACCAGUCGGUCAAGUAUUGCAUCCAAUGGCACAAACAUAUCUGAUUUGAUUACUGAGGAGACCAUCGAUCUAAACUCCAGCAUCUCCUUAUUCAUGGCAACACCAGCGGCUCCACCAACGGUUCCACCAACGGGCUCACAUGUAUUCUUCGAGCCGGGUGAGAUUACGGGCCGCUCGACACUGUGCCGAAGUAAUAAAAAUGAAUCCUUGUCAUCGAAGAAUGGCAGUCAAAUCUCUGUGGCCGACAUACUGAAGUCCUCAUUCGUGGAGAAAGCUCGUGUGCAAUAUGCCAAGCGGUUGGAGAACGUGCCAGUUCUAGGCAGUCAACACACAAGCAACAGCAGUCUAAUCGAUUCCUUCAGUUGCUCGCGCAGUUUACCCCGCACUGCGGACAUGAGCAACAUGAGCCUUAAUGGUGGUGGUGGCAUUUCAUUUGGCUCCAUGGCCGGUCAGGGCUCUGACGAGAGCUUCACACCCGCCGAACUGAUGCAGUCCAAACUGGUGAUGGGUGAGAUAUCGUGGGCGGAGGAAUUUGCCGCUGUGCCAGCGGCAACGCUCAGCAAACAGGCAUUGCAAAAGAUUGCUGCGCCGCCACAAACGCCCGAAAUCGAGACCUCAGUGUCCAACUCUGUCAUUGCUGGUGAUCCUGAUUUUUCGUUGGGCAACUACUUCCAGUUGCGCUCGGAGAACAUAUCGUUUAUUGGAGGCAGAGAAUUUUUUAUCCAGAUGCAACCAGGCGAAGCUGCUGUUGACCAGCAGACGAUGGCAAGCAGCAUUGGCGAGAAAACGCCACUGCCCGAUAACAAAACCUAUACAAAGGUCGAAGCCAGCGCCAAGCUGGAGCGCAAUCUCAUGAAGAAGAUGCAUCAGGAGAAGUUCAACCAGGCUCUGCAGACCGAUGCGAAGAAGCCGCCAACCAGCUCCGAGCUUCUCAGCUUGUCGGCCAUCGAUGAAGCCUUACGCAAUCUGGACAUGAAUUCGGACGUAUCCGUUGGCAGUGUAGUCCAAAGGUUGCGGGUGCGUGGCAAUUACGGCGACGAGAACGACGAUGAAGACAAAGAGAACGCGACCGGAGAUGAUACGCUGUGCAAAUCUCGAUCCAAGUCAAAUUUAGCGGACACUAUGAGCUUCACCGAUUCCGUAUUGAAUUCGACGGACUUCCAGCAAAUGCAGCAGAGCAUAGCUUCCACAUCUAAGCGUCAGCCGCUGAGUGCGCUGGCGGACUACAUUCAAGGCCAGCCAAGUAUACUAGUGACAGCCAGCGAGGAAAAUGAUGCAGAUAUUGAUGAAUGGCCAUCGACACCGGUGAAGUCGCUGGGCAGGCGUGUACGCAAAUCUCCACUCUCGCAGAGAAACGCGAGCCCAACGAGCAGUGACGGUGUGCAGCCGUUGGCCAGCACCGAUGAGGAUGCGGAUAGGGAGACGGAUGAGGACAAGACACCGGUGAACAAGAAGCGCAACCUGACAGUGCAAACUGUGCACAAUCCCAAUUCGUUCUGUUCCACACGCCUGGAUGGCUGCGAUGCUGUGCCUUCGUCCACCGAAUGUGACUUUGGCAUCUCACCGAAUCUGGUGAAAUCUGGCGUUUCAGUUGCCAGUGUGCGACAUGUGUCGCCGCUAACAUCACCACGCAGCUGUCUGUCCUCGCCGCUGCUGGACAGCACAACGAGCUCGGAGCGACGACAGCUGCUCGUGGGCUCUGGCGCGGCACGCAGAGCCCACACAUCCCCGGCAGCCAGCGAGGCCAGCUCAACGAGUGGCUGCAAUGCCUUGCGCAAGGGCACCAAUGGGUUGGCUCCGCGUAGCAUGUCGCGCUGCUCGAACUCCAGCGAGUUCAGUCAUCGCGAUGGCAAACUACUGCCCCUGAAGGUGACCCACACCAGUCUGUGCUGGGGCAGCACCAAGUUGCGCACAGAUGUCCGCAAAUCCAUGCAGAUCAAGAACACCAGCGACAAGCGUCUGGUGGUGCGUUUGAGCAUACAGGGACCGGGUUUUCAGCUGGUGAGCGGUGAUACCAACAGUCUCACACUGCAGUCCAUGGAAUGCCGCACCAUUGGCAUCAAUUUCUGUCCGACGGUCAGCGGUGGUGCCAUUGGAUCGCUUUCAUUCUACGCGCCUUUUGGCGCCAACAACUGUCAGCAGCCUGGGAUGGAGAUCCCACUCUAUGGGUUUGGUGGCAAUGCAUCUAUAACGAUUCAGGGACUGCUUAAGGGACCGGUCGGCGCCAGCUUCCUAACCGUUGGCAAUGUAUGCGAUUUGGCCUCGGGUCCGCUGACUGCCAACUUCAAGUUCUAUAACAAGGGACCGUUGACAGCGUUUGCGGGCAUCACAGUUGACUCGACGGUUUUCCUCAAGCCGCGCCUCAACGCCGCCUUCGAGGUGCGUCCCAGCAAGAUCAUCAUGCCGCCGCACAGUGAGACUGUGGUGCAAAUUGUGUUCCGGCCGAGUCGCGAGGAUAUAAAGAACAUACUGAAGAAGACAUCCCAGGUACUGACCCUGGCCAAUAUGCGCAUCUUUUGUGGCGACGAACCCAACAGACAGCGAAUGCGUGCCCUCGUCGAGCGCAUGACGGGCGAUCAAAGGGAGCAGUUGACCUCCUCCAUGCUGGAUAACAUUCUGUGCGGUUUUCCUAGUGAGCAGCCGAUACGCAGCAUUUCCAUGCUGAAUGAACCGCCAGAAUUUAUACUCGAUCUGGUGACAGUGGUGCGUAUCAUUGAUGUGGCCCUUACACUCAAUAGGGACUUUGACGAAUCCGCUGACACGUCGCAGCUGUGUUUGCCAGAUGCCGAGGACACCGUCUUGUUUCGCACUGUUUGCGCGGCCAAUUCGCCGACGCCCAGCAACAUGCUCGAGCCAGUGGAUGAACUGCAUGAGGCGGACACAACAUCGGCCAUUGAGCAGCAGCCGCUGGACCGGGAGCGUAACUGGUCGGUGAAGCCAGCAGCAAUUGAAUUGAAUUUAUCGAACGGCAGCCUUAAUGCAAUAGAUGGCACAAAGUUUUGCAUCAGGAACAGCUUCAGGUCACGUCAAUAUUUCGAGAUUAGUUGCAAUGUGGCGCACCUGCUGCAGUUCUCACCCAGCGAAUGUUAUGUGGCGCCCGAUGGUGGUCAAGUGGAGGUUGUGGUCCGGCCACUGCGUACACCGCGGCGUGAAGUACUUAAGAAACAAAUGCAAGUCCUCAUCGAGGUGUCCAUGGAAAAUGAACGUAUUAAUGUGCCCGUUACUUUUAAAGUUUAAAAUGUAUGCUUAUUGUUCUAUGUACUUAUGUUUAAGACUCUUCUGAUUUAAAUUUUCGUUUUAUGCAUUGUA